Messenger RNA from Rosa rugosa (rugosa rose), 1770 nucleotides. Its product is annotated as cytochrome P450 CYP94D108-like. NCBI's taxonomy places the organism in Eukaryota, Viridiplantae, Streptophyta, Magnoliopsida, Rosales, Rosaceae. The transcript has a single exon. Bases 95 to 1609 code for a protein of 504 amino acids. Gene Ontology annotation, molecular function: heme binding; oxidoreductase activity, acting on paired donors, with incorporation or reduction of molecular oxygen; iron ion binding. The record is from RefSeq and is a predicted model, not a curated record.
UCAAGAGGAAAAUAUUACAUUAGUCUACCACUGUUUUUAACCCUAGUUCUAUAUAUAAAUAUAUCCCAUAAUUUACUGUUAAGUCCAGUCAGCCAUGGAUCUAUUAUUCUCCCUGCAAUCUUUCCUCUUUCUAGUUUUCCUCUCCGUCUAUGUCUACCUUCAUUUUUACACUACUCCACCGAAGAAAUCCAUCCACACCGGCUUCAAGAUCUACCCGAUUCUCGGAUCUCUGCCGGGAUUCCUGAAGAACCGGCACCGUUUCCUCGACUGGACCACCGAAAUCCUCCGCAACUGUCCCACCAACACCGCCGUCUUCUUCCGCCCGGGAAAAAUCAACGGCAUCAUCACGGCCAACCCGUCAAACGUGGAGCACAUGCUGAAAACCAACUUCGAGAACUACCCGAAAGGCGAGCUGUUCAUCUAUCUCCUCCGAGACUUUCUCGGCGGAGGAAUCUUCAACGCCGACGGCGAGCUCUGGAAGGUCCAGAGAAAGACGGCCAGCUAUGCCUUCAACACCAAAUCACUCAGGAACUUCGUCAUGGAUAACGUCAGCUUCGAGAUUCACACCAGGUUGGUUCCACUUUUGGCUCGAGCCGCCGAAACGGGAUGUCGUUUGGACCUCCAAGACGUCUUGGAGCGGUUUGCGUUCGACAAUAUUUGCAAGAUGGCUUUCAACGUCGACCCGGGUUGUCUCGGCGGCGAUGGGAAAUCCGCCGCCGAGUUUAUGCGGGCGUUUGAUGACGCCGCCACGCUUUGCUCUGGAAGGUUCCUCUACGCCUUUCGAUUCAUCCUUAUCUUAAAAAAAUUCUUCAAUAUUGGAUCCGAGAGGAGGUUGAAGGAUUCAAUUGCAACCGUUCAUAACUUCGCUGAUGACAUAAUAAGGUCUCGAAUGGAGAACAAUAGCUACGAACAGCAGGAUGAUUUGUUAUCCCGGUUCAUCGGAAAUGACAACAUUAACUCGCCGGAGUUUCUCCGUGACAUCAUCAUAAGCAUGAUCCUCGCCGGCAGGGACACAACGUCUUCUGCUCUAUCUUGGUUCUUCUGGAUCCUAUCUUCUAGACCAAACGUCCAGUUCAACAUUCUGAAUGAGCUCGAAGCCAUUCGAUCCCGAAACGGCCAAAGUAUCGGCGACACUUACGGUUUUGACGAGCUCAGAGACAUGCACUAUUUGCAGGCAGCGAUUAUGGAAGCCAUGAGACUCUACCCUCCUGUACCGGUGGACACGAAGGAGUGCCUCAACGAUGACGUCAUGCCGGACGGGACGGUGUUGAGGAAAGGGUGGUUUGUGACGUACCAUGCGUAUGCCAUGGGGAGGAUGGAGACGAUAUGGGGGAAGGACUGCCAGGAGUAUGUGCCGGAGAGGUGGCUCGGCGAGGACGGCACGUGUCAGCCGGACAGUGCGUUUCGUUAUCCGGUGUUUCACGCCGGGCCGAGAAUGUGUCUCGGAAAAGACUUGGCGUUUAUUCAGAUGAAGUCCAUUGCAGCCUCUGUGAUAGAGAGGUUUGAGGUCGACGUAGAAGAUAAGGGCACGUGUCCUGUGCAUUUGUUGUCCAUGACACUGCGAAUUAAAGGUGGACUACCCGUGAGUGUGAGAAAGAGAUGCAUAUGAUAAUCGUGUUGUUCGUUUUCGGUUGUAUUAGAAGAGAUGCAAAUGACAUCAAGUUGAAGUUUAUUUUGUUUGUUGUAUUUCUGGAAAGGCUUACUGUUUGUGUCUACAUCGUUAGAAUUUUGCAAUCUACUGUUUUGAACACAAUGCAGUAUUGUUCCACA